AUCUUAAUUAGAGAACUUGAUUGUUCUACACCGCCCAUUCGGGUAUGUGGACUUUCAGAUCUCAUUAAGAUGUGUUAACUACUUUUAUACUUUGAAAUUUUAUAUAACACGUAGAAAUGCUGAUGAUUAGUGUCAAUACCUUAGAUCAUAGCUAAGUAGUGAUACUCAUGCAAUGUAGAGAUGGCCACCAAAGCGUUAAUCGCUGAACAGCUAAAAGGACAACAUUUCGACGGCAACAACUACGAAGACUGGUCUCGCGCAGUGCGAUGCCUUCUAGACGAGGACGACAUAUCUCACACACUCGAUGUAGUUCAAGAGGAACCCAUCCUGACUGAAAACGGAAAUUUACAAGAACAUAGGGUUGCGAUGAUUCGCUAUAAUAAGUGGCGAAAACAAAAUCGUUCAGCCCGUAAUGUCCUUCUUAGCACUAUGCACAAAGAACUCAUACCUACGUAUGAAGUGCAUGAAACCGCUAAGGGAAUGUGGGAAGCACUGACAGAUGCCUAUGCGCAGAAGUCAGAUGCGAGAGUUAGGGCAAUGGAAUUGGAAUUCCAGGAGUAUAGGAUGCCUGUCGGCUAUCCCAUCAAAGAUCAUAUUCGUAAGAUGGAGCAAAUGAUAGGUGCCCUUAGGAAUGUUGGGUGCAAAUUGACUGAAAAUCAGAAGAUUAUAGCCAUGCACCGUUCCUUGCCUGAAUCUUGGGCCCAAAUCAAAAGAAUUCUGAACCAUACUGAUUCUAUCACAACGUUCAGAGACUUUUGUGGCCACUUGGUACGUGAGGUUGAAAUGAAUGCAAUUCAGCCAGGUUCGGCUAAGGCCUUUGUAACAGAGACCCAUAAGCGAAAAGCUAAUAAUAAACGGUCCAAAGCUUGCAAGAAGGCGAAGAAGAAUAAUCAAGAACAGAAGACCACAAAACCUGCUCCAAAUCUCAAGAAGGGGAAUGGAAAGAAGAAGCAGAAAAAGACAAAUGUAAUCUGCUUUGUCUGUGAAAAUUUCGGCCAUUAUGCUCGGCAGUGUGCCCACAAAAAGACGGCGCAACAAAGCACGUGACACAGAGUCGUCGAGGACUCGAGGAAUUCCAGCCUGUAGCCAAAGGAAGUUAUAAGCUGUACAUGGGCAAUAACGCUGUUGAAGACGUACUAGGGAUUGG
This is a messenger RNA of Magnolia sinica, 1147 nucleotides long. RefSeq lists its product as uncharacterized. Gene Ontology annotation, molecular function: nucleic acid binding; zinc ion binding. Lineage: Eukaryota; Viridiplantae; Streptophyta; Magnoliopsida; Magnoliales; Magnoliaceae. Bases 181 to 1047 code for a protein of 288 amino acids. The record is from RefSeq and is a predicted model, not a curated record. The transcript has 2 exons.